CCAGCAGUCUUGACGUCACGAUGAGAGGCUGUGGGAGCUCAGCAGAGAGACUGAACUGCGACUCAGGGAAAAAGCUUGACAGAGUUUGGACUGAGAGCAGCCGGGAAACUCCAGCUCCAGUGUGCCUCCUGCAACCUGUUGCCUACUAGUUGUUGUCUCUGAAACAUUGUAUCGUUCACUCCAGGUAAUGGACUAUUAAGAGAGACUUUUAACAAGACAUCCCCAGCAAGCAACUUCAACGCGAGUCUAAAUCGCCGCUGUCCUCACAUCACCCACAGCCUCCCAACAGAAGCAGCGACCAUGGGCAAACAGAACAGCAAGCUCCGUCCCGACGUCAUGCAGGACCUGAUGGACAACACGGACUUCACCGAGCACGAGAUCACCGAGUGGUACAAGGGCUUCUUGAGGGAUUGCCCCAGCGGUGCACUCUCCAUGGAGGAGUUCAAGAAGAUCUACGCCAACUUUUUCCCUUACGGAGACGCCUCCAAGUUCGCCGAGCACGUCUUCCGCACAUUUGACGCCAACGGUGAUGGGACUAUAGAUUUCAGGGAGUUCAUCAUCGCCCUGAGUGUGACCUCUCGUGGUCGGCUGGACCAGAAGCUGAAGUGGGCGUUCAGUAUGUACGACCUGGACGGGAACGGUUACAUUAGCAAGGCAGAGAUGCUGGAGAUUGUAACGGCUAUUUACAAGAUGGUGUCCUCUGUGAUGAAGAUGCCUGAGGAUGAGUCAACACCUGAGAAGCGCACAGAUAAGAUCUUCAGGCAGAUGGACACAAAUAGAGAUGGUAAACUAUCCCUUGAGGAGUUUGUUGAGGGAGCAAAGAACGACCCCUCCAUCGUGCGGCUGCUUCAGUGUGAUCCCAGCAGUGCUGGGCAGUAAAUACCUGGACUUUUUUCCUUUUACAGUUUAAUUAUUGAACACAUCUUCAAAAUCCACCCAAGCUGACCCACCUGAGAUUACUGACAUUUAAUCACUUGAGCUAUAGAGGCACAUGCACCAACAUGCAAGCACACAAGUAUCUAUUUAAGUAUAGACAUCAUGCAACAUGCUACAAAUACCACAUAUAAUGUUUCAGACGCCCACAAGCACAUACUGUACAUGUGCCUCUACGUCAGGUCAAAAUCUGCAGACAACAAGGGUCUUUGAUACGGUACAAAUAUAACCUAAAGGACUGAAAUCCCAUCAAAGACUUGUUCAACACUGAAUCAAAGCCGUGCUGUCUUCGUCUCAGAGGACAGCUAACAUGGAUAAUCCAACAGAUUUGUGAGGUACACUGAGCCGAAUCCAAGUUCGCUGUCUCUUUUUAUGCUUUUAUUUGUUGUUUUUAAUGCAUUGUCCUCUACUCAAGGGGAAUCAUGCUCAUGUUUUGUUUCACUUUAACUGACUCGGGUUGUUGAUGGCGACAGACAGACCUUUCCUCAGAGUAUUGCAGUCAAACUCGACUUCUGCACUGGAUGAAAUGAAGUAUGUGAGUCUGGGAUGAGUGUUCACAGCUCACAGUAUGGCUCAUGUAGACCGGUCUGGGUAAUUUAGUUUUUUAACUGUUGAAGAAUUUUUGAAAAGGAUGACUUUUUUUAUGUGUAUUUUGGAAGAAUGUUACAGCAAACCAAAACUGACUCAGAGUUCUUAUUGAAGGGGAAUAUUUUGACUACAGAUUUCAAGCAUCUGUUCUUUUUGAAAGUGACUUUUUAUGCCAAGUUCUGUGUCCACACACAAAAACACACACAAACAUUAACACUUUUAUUUUAGUGAUGAACACAUGAACUUGACAUAUGCAUAUAAACUGAGCUGUGAUUUAUUUUUCUUCAACUAUGAUUGAACAAGCGUAUCAGUAAAAACAAAAAAAAUUAGAUGUUAUAUGAAUAUAUAGUAUGUACUUAUAUAUUCUUUUACUCUGUUUCUCUGUGAUAACAUUGUGGUGAUUUGCCACAAUCUAAUGUUUCAUUUUUUUGACGUAUAAAUUAUUGGAAUGUGAUGAUAAACAAUUUAUUUUCUUUUACUUGACAAAUACGAUAUGAAAGAAAGUUGUACAGUAUAUUCACUCAUAUUUAUGCUAGAGAAGAUAAAAAGGAGAGGACCACACA
Messenger RNA from Notolabrus celidotus (New Zealand spotty), 2084 nucleotides. RefSeq names its product neurocalcin delta b (gene ncaldb). The record is from RefSeq and is a predicted model, not a curated record. Gene Ontology annotation, molecular function: tubulin binding; calcium ion binding; actin binding. NCBI's taxonomy places the organism in Eukaryota, Metazoa, Chordata, Actinopteri, Labriformes, Labridae. Gene Ontology annotation, cellular component: cytosol. Gene Ontology annotation, biological process: calcium-mediated signaling. Bases 301 to 879 code for a protein of 192 amino acids. The transcript has 4 exons.